Messenger RNA from Ixodes scapularis (black-legged tick), 732 nucleotides. RefSeq lists its product as uncharacterized. The transcript has 5 exons. Gene Ontology annotation, molecular function: amine binding. Bases 1 to 732 code for a protein of 243 amino acids. NCBI's taxonomy places the organism in Eukaryota, Metazoa, Arthropoda, Arachnida, Ixodida, Ixodidae. Gene Ontology annotation, biological process: symbiont-mediated perturbation of host defenses. The record is from RefSeq and is a predicted model, not a curated record.
AUGUGGAUAGCCUCCUCUGCAAUGGGCCCGCAGUACGCUGUGUUGUUGGCGUGCGUCGUCGCGACCUUGGUGUGGCACACAACGGAAGGCUGGGGACCCAGCUUUUCCUGGACGAGAAAUAUGACCAUAAAAAACCCAGAAAACAACCCUACAUUCAACGACGCAGAACUUGGGCCCCUGCAAGAUGCAUGGCAGGUCCUGGAAGAAACAUCGAAAAAUACGUACUUCCUGAUGUUUCGCACGCAAAUUUACGUUUUUAAGAGAUGUGUCCACGCAACAGCAAAUAUCACAGACAGAGCAAACAAAACCGCCAAUUACAGAAUCACAUUCUACAAUCUAAACACACAAAAAUACGAGAAUCCCACAGUACAAGUGAGAGCUCUAAGUCAAACUGACUACCCGCUUGAAAACGUUAUACGGGCCAGCUUGAAUGGAACACUCCCAAGUGCUACUCCAGUUCCCCCAGGAAGCUACACGUACGCUCAGUAUGAUAACUCCACCUGCUAUUCCAGAGGUACUCCCUUUCCCGACAUGGGUGUUGCUGCGAAGCCUCAGUCGAGUGCACCAGAAUCUCGUUUAACCGAACAUAUCCUAGACGACUUGUUCCAUUUUUCGGAAAUUCCUCAGUAUAUGGACAUGUAUGUGGUAUACAGCGAGCCGCAAUGUUACAUUCUUAGGAGUGCCGCAGCCGAUGGAGGUAAGGGCUUCAAAACUUCAGCAAGGUUAAUGUAA